UCUAUUGAAAACUGUGGAAAUUCUCAUAAAGAAAAAGAGAGUUGGAAGUGAACAUUAAAAAUGACAAAGUUAAGUUCAACUUAUGGGAAGGUUCAUCUUCUUUCUAUUUUGCUUUUACUAUCAAAUAUUUGCUUUCAAGUUGCAACAUGUGGUUCUAUAGUAAAGUUUCUUCCUGGAUUCCAAGGACCCCUUCCUUUUGCGCUUGAAACUGGGUAUGUUGGAGUGGGUGAGAAAGAAGAUGUGCAAGUAUUUUACUACUUCAUUGAAUCAGAGAAGAAUCCAAAGGAUGAUCCUCUCAUACUUUGGCUAACUGGUGGACCUGGUUGCUCUGCUUUGUCUGGUCUUAUGCUUGAAAUUGGUCCUCUUGAGUUAAAAAAGGAGGAAUACAAUGGGAGCCUGCCUAAUCUGAUCUUGAGGCAACAUUCAUGGACAAAGGUGAGUAGUAUUAUAUUUGUAGAUUUGCCGGUUUCCACAGGCUUCACUUAUGCCACAACAGAAUCCGGUACUAAGCGAAGCGACUCGAUACUAGUUCAUCAAACUUAUCAAUUUCUAAGAAAGUGGUUGGUUGAUCAUCCAAAGUUUCAAUCAAACGAAGUUUACAUUGCUGGUGAUUCAUACUCUGGCAUUCCUAUUCCUGUCAUUGUUCAAAAAAUUGCAGAAGGAAAUGAAAAAGGAGUCCAACCAUGGAUAAAUCUCCAGGGAUACUUGUUGGGGAAUGCUGCAAUAACCGGAAAGGAGAAAAACUAUGUAAUCCCUUUUGCUCAUGGAAUGGGACUCAUAUCCGAUGAACUAUACGACUCACUACAAAAAAAUUGUAAUGGAGACUACAUAAAUGUAGAGACAAGAAAUGUUUUAUGUUCUAGAGAUAUCAGUUCAUUCGAUGAGGUCACAUCAGGAAUUCAUGAACCACAUAUUUUAGAGCCGAGUUGUGAGUGGCUUGAUAAUACUGAAAAUUCUCCAAGGAGAUCUCUCAUCAAUAAAGAUCCCACCAAUUUCCUCAACACAAAUCUCAAAUUGCCACUUUUAAGCUGCCGAAGUUAUACAUAUUUCCUUAUGGGUUAUUGGGCCAAUGAUGAUAAUGUUCGCAAAGCGCUACACAUACAGAAGGGAAGUGUUGCGAAAUGGCAUCGGUGUACCUUUAAUAUACCUCAUAAGAAAGAUAUCCCCAACAGCUAUGAUUAUCUGGUAAAUCUCAGUAGAAAAGGCAUUCGUUCACUAAUUUACAGCGGCGAUCAUGACAUGAAAAUUCCAUUCUUGGCAACACAAGCAUGGAUAAGAUCUUUAAACUAUUCCAUUGUUGAUGAUUGGAGACAGUGGCAUACAAAUGACCAAGUUGCAGGAUACACAAGGACUUACUCCAAUCAGAUGACAUUUGCAACUGUGAAGGGUGGAGGACACACAGCUCCGGAGUACCGGCCUAAGGAAUGUUUUGACAUGUUUAGUAGGUGGAUAUCUAAGAGAGCUUUGUAAAAAUAUGUCUGGGGAAUAUAAACUAACGAAUAUAAAAGUAACAAUAAAGGACCCAAUAUGUGUGUAACUCAAAAUCAUGUUAGAAUCAUUUUUUUAAAAAGAAAGUUUAAAUACAAGACGGUUUUCUUGCUCGA
Molecule: messenger RNA, 1604 nt
Organism: Medicago truncatula (barrel medic)
Lineage: Eukaryota; Viridiplantae; Streptophyta; Magnoliopsida; Fabales; Fabaceae
Product: serine carboxypeptidase-like 12
Exons: 14
Coding region: 61-1470 (469 amino acids)
Biological process (GO): proteolysis; secondary metabolic process
Molecular function (GO): acyltransferase activity, transferring groups other than amino-acyl groups; serine-type carboxypeptidase activity
Source: RefSeq, a predicted model, not a curated record